UCCAAAUGCGUGACAAUUUGGAGCGCCAAUUAAAUUCACAGAGUGCCAAGUCUGGAGCAAGUAUAAAACACAGGGCCAGUCGAACACUUGAAGGCAUAUCCAUUUGGAAAUCGCAGCAGAAGAGACAUAGACAAUGCAGCAAAUGUUGGUUAUCCUAUCGAUGGCUUUGGUGGCCAGUGGUGCAGCUAAAGCUGCUCCUGCAUUGCCAAUUGCUCCUGCGGUGGCUUCACCAUUCACCGCUUCAUCCAUUGGACCAUAUGGUUUACCAUUUGCUGCCUAUACAGGACCUUUGGCAGGGCCAUCGCCCCUGGCCAUAUCGAGUAGUCAACGUUUGGAUUACUUCAAUCAGUUUAAUGCUGCCUUUGCUCCAGCCCCAGCUGCACGUUUUGUGGCCACUCCAGCGGGCAUAGCCGCCUUGCCAUUCCCGGCUGCAGCUGCUUCGGCCCGACUAUUUGCACCUGCAGGACUUGGAGCAGGUCCAUUCUUCUUUUAA
Molecule: messenger RNA, 493 nt
Organism: Drosophila willistoni
Lineage: Eukaryota; Metazoa; Arthropoda; Insecta; Diptera; Drosophilidae
Exons: 2
Coding region: 134-493 (119 amino acids)
Source: RefSeq, a predicted model, not a curated record